AUGCUAGAUACCAGCGAAGAAGCCGUCUACUGUCUCGUCGACAGAGGUGGUCUACAAUGGCCAGCCGUGUACUGCUCACAGGAGAUGAUUCCCGUCCACGAAGUAGAGAUUCGCCCUUCGGGGUAUCAUCUGCCGGUUCUUUUGCUCGGGGUCUUCGAAUUCCAAUGGGUCCUUUACCCCUACGACUUCGAUCCUUCGGCCAGAGAGAACAUAACAGACGGACCGCAGCAAAGACAACUCCAAGAGGCGUUUGACAGCAUUCUGAACUCUACACCCGGCUGCCCAGCAUACCCAAAACUAAACUAUUGGCGUAGUGAGAUGGUGGCACGCGACCUGCAGAACAUUGUCACUUCUUCGAGUGAAAAGUCUAGCAACAACUCCGCCCUGCGCAGACCACGCAACACGAAAAGCGCGCGCCCUUCAGUGAAAGACGCGAAGAGAUCAUGGGAAAAAUUCAAGAUUAACAAGGAGUUUGGUGAAGAGUUCCGACAUUCCAAGAAGAAGAGCAAGAUCAAAGCGGGCGCCGGGAAGUGCACUCAUCAUUGGUUUCCUGAUGAGGACGAGGACAAUGCGAAGCCCCCGGUAGGAUACUUCGAGAACCUAAGGAAGGAAAAGGAGAAGGAGGAGAUGGAAAACGAGAAGCUUUUUCUGAACAUCUCGGAUGAUGACGACGACGACGACGAUGACGACAGCACGAGUGACGGUGACACCAAGAGUGAAGGUGGUGCUACGAGCGGCUCUUCUGAUGAGGAGAACACUGACGAUACGAAUCCGCCCGUCUCACGCUCGCACCUAUCGGUCAAGAAAGGGUCCCAAGACAUCGCCUCCGAGGCUUCAGUGAAAACCUCCGUUCGUCCUCAGCCCGCCCGUAGCAAACAACCAAACAGCUCCAAGUCUUCCAGCACCCGGCCAGGUCAAGCUGACAAUGAACCAGCAGUUACCAAGCUCUGUAGGGAACUCGACGGUGCCAGGGCUAACUCCGACUGGGACCAAGCUGAGACGGCCGCUAAUCAACUCAUACAACUGGCCCCCUGGUCCGACGAUUCCACAAUUCUCAUUGCAAAGGCCUUGUUCCGGGUAGCACCCCGUCCCAACGUUGAGCACAAUUUCGAGGACGAUCUCAGGGAUGCAGUCACUGAGCACAUUCAUUGCCGUUAUGAACAGCUCAGGGCGACUAAGAACUCCAUGCUAGCAAUGCUCCUGAGAGAUCACGAGGAUCUCGCGGAGAUGGUGUACGCCAUGAGACUCAAGGAGUUGCGGGAGAAGAGAGUCGAAGUGGUGGAGAUCGACUAG
Lasiodiplodia theobromae is the source of this 1293-nucleotide messenger RNA. RefSeq lists its product as uncharacterized. The transcript has 2 exons. The record is from RefSeq and is a predicted model, not a curated record. Bases 1 to 1293 code for a protein of 430 amino acids. Lineage: Eukaryota; Fungi; Ascomycota; Dothideomycetes; Botryosphaeriales; Botryosphaeriaceae.